Molecule: messenger RNA, 1159 nt
Organism: Daldinia loculata
Lineage: Eukaryota; Fungi; Ascomycota; Sordariomycetes; Xylariales; Hypoxylaceae
Exons: 1
Coding region: 172-630 (152 amino acids)
Source: RefSeq, a predicted model, not a curated record
UAACCGUCCACCAUAGCAGCUGUAGAAUCUAGCUUAAACCCCGAAUCAGCUGUUGACGGGCUGGCGGGAGUUAAUGAGUAAUGACGUAUUAUCCUAAAGAUUUCAGUCAAAAAGGGCUACCAGGUUUACGCCACCUAUAUUUUGAACGGGAUUCUAUAAGCUUGUACAGACAUGCCUCACCAUAAACGAGCGGAUCUCCUUAACGCCGCCAUAGCUUUCUGCGAGAGCUUUGCGCAGAAAAAACCACCCGACGAGAUACUAAGCCAUUUCUCGUCCUCCACCAACAUAUUGGCAUACGAGCAUGGACUCAAGAAACUCGCCCCUUUCCUCGGUCGAGAAUUCCGGGGGCACGACGGGGUACAGGAAUACUUCAGCACCAUUUCCUCGUGUCUAAGCUACGAGGAUAUGUGCUUCGCGGACUACAUUGUCGAUGCUGUUGAGAAUCGCGUCGCAGUCCGCGGCACCGCCAAGUUCACGUGGACGGCUACGGGCGAGAGCUGGGAUGAAGUCUUCGCAUAUGCGCUUAAAUUCGAUGGUCAGUACAAAGUUCUUAGCUAUCAGGUCUGGGCCGACUCUGGCGCUGCAUAUCUUGCGAGUAAGGGUCAUCUAAAGGAGUUAGAAAGUGAUUAAAGGCAAUUCACUAGUUUAUGAUGAGUGUUCCAAGAAGUUACGCCAAUAUAUCUAGUGCGCCCAGAGGCCCUAGAAGUGAAGAAAUAUAGUAUUUAAUAUGCCAUAUCACUUGUCAUUUACACUACCUAAUCUAUGCUCUAAGUGCUUUCAUCGCUCGCUUAGUGAAUCCUUAAUGACUGGCAUGCCAAUUGCUGCCGUGUAGAAUUUCAGAAUACCGCCGUCUUCUAUACAGACGACUUUGGGCAACUAUUUCAUGUCCAUAAGCUUUAUAAGGACAUAAUCCAACCCAGCCCAACAAGCAACCCACAUAAUCAACUCUCCUUUUAUAGUCAUUGAAGACAGCACGUCUCCAGCGAUCGAGUUAAACGGAGUGGAGACCAACUAAUAUUGAGAUGGAACUCCCCAUCCCCUUUUAACUCGCAUCGAGAUUCUCCAUCCUAACUCUUCAUUUCCUCUUCGCGUCGUUCUCGCUUUCCUGGACAAGCUCGUCACGCUCCCAGAGCAGUGCAAAUGCACCAGCUACGAAUCC